Messenger RNA from Acanthochromis polyacanthus (spiny chromis), 4953 nucleotides. RefSeq names its product guanine nucleotide-binding protein subunit alpha-11-like. The coding region runs from base 19 to 1128 and encodes 369 amino acids. NCBI's taxonomy places the organism in Eukaryota, Metazoa, Chordata, Actinopteri, Pomacentridae. Gene Ontology annotation, molecular function: GTPase activity; G protein-coupled receptor binding; G-protein beta/gamma-subunit complex binding. Gene Ontology annotation, biological process: action potential; phospholipase C-activating dopamine receptor signaling pathway; adenylate cyclase-modulating G protein-coupled receptor signaling pathway. The record is from RefSeq and is a predicted model, not a curated record. Gene Ontology annotation, cellular component: heterotrimeric G-protein complex. The transcript has 7 exons.
UUCCAGAGUUUUUCAGCGAUGGCCUCCUGCUGGCAAUGGUGUCGCCGCACAUGUGUGUGCUGCCUGUCGGAGGAGGAGAAGACGACCAUCGGCGUGCACAAAGAGAUCGAGGACAUCCUGAGGCGAGAGAGGAAGAAGAAGAGGCGGGAGAUUAAAAUCCUGCUGCUGGGAACCGGUGAGAGCGGGAAAACCACCUUCAUCCGCCAGAUGAGGAUCAUCCACGGCAAAGGUUUCUCCCCAGAGGAGAGGAUGAGCUUCGCCAAAUGCAUCUUCCAGAACAUCUUCACCGCCAUCAAGGCCCUGAUGGGAGCCAUGAGGAUGCUCAGGAUCCCCUACUCCAACCCGAGAACGAAGGUUUACGCCAAGUGGCUGCAGGACGUGAACACGGUCCAGGUCACUCAGCUGGAUCGAGGAUACGUCGACGCCAUCCGCCGCCUCUGGGCCGAUUCAGGGAUACAGGUGUGUUACGGCCGGCGGUGCGAGUACCAGCUGCUGGACUCCACAGAGUACUACAUGAAUAACCUGGAGCGGAUCUCUGCUCAGGACUACAUCCCCACAGAGCAGGACGUGCUGCGAGUUCGAUUCCCCACCACGGGCAUCCACGACUACUCCUUCACCAUCAAGACCAUCACGCUAAGGAUUGUGGACGUCGGCGGUCAGAAGUCGGAGCGUCGGAAAUGGAUCCACUGCUUUGAAAACGUCACGUCGCUCAUCUUUCUGGCUUCACUCAGCGAGUACGACCAGGUUCUGGAGGAGAGAGAGACCAUCAACCGAAUGCAGGAGAGUCUGGCUCUGUUCUACACCACCAUUCAUUCCCCCUGGUUCCUCAACACCUCCAUCAUCCUCUUCCUCAACAAGACUGACAUCCUGGCUGACAAGAUCCAAACCUCCGACCUGCAGAAAUACUUCCCCAGUUUCACAGGUAAGAGGCAGGACCCCGAGGACGCCAAAAACUACAUCCGCAAGUUGUACGAGCAUCAGGCCAUAAAUCGCGACAAAAGAGAGGAGUGGAAGACUUUAUAUCCGCACUUCACCUGCGCCACCGACACCAGCAACAUCCGGACAGUUUUCAGCGACGUCAAGGACACAGUGCUGCUCAAGUCGCUCAGGGACUACGGAGUCAUCUGAACUUUCCAAGAAUUGAAAGAAAAACGGAGGAAAACUGUGCUCCUCGUCUCUGUCUGGACUUGUAUGAAUCGAGGCUCAGAUGAAGGUCAAAAUGUGUCAAUCGGACCAGCAGUCCUUUUUUAACACUUCUGAAGUUUUAUUUCCUCUCGCCUCCACCACCAUCUCUGCUCCUCAAAACAUGAAGAUGUUUAGGGAGUAAUCACCCUCAUUUCUCCUCCUCCUCCUCCUCCUCCUCCACAUUUUGAUUAGUUUCUUCUUCUGGAUGAAGAGGUGUUUGGGUCACACGGUGACCGAAGUGAUCCGUAAUUGAAGCAGGAGCAGAGAUGCUAUGAAGCGCUGGAGUAAUGACUUUUACGAGUGGAGACGACGGUCACGCAUCGGAGCUUCACUGCCAGAGGCACACGGCUUUAAAAUGCUUUAGGUGUUUCCAUUCAGGAGCUCAGAAACCUUAUCUGUGACAACAAACAUUGGGAAGAAAUUGGGGGAUCAAAAUUAACGCACAAAAAAGAUUGUAUUCACCUCCACAAAAGAACCUUUGUGCAAAAAUGCAAAAAUGUAUUGAACAAAUAUUGACCAAACUCUUAAAAAUGAAUGCUAUUUAAGGAGGUUACCCCUCAUGUUGUGAUUUCAUUGGUACCCUAGAUUCUUGCUAAUCUCCAUCACAGAAAAUCGACCCAGGAGUUAGUCUGAUUCUUAAACCCUGUGAGCAUUUACAACCCCAUCUUCAUCCAGAUCUGGACCAUAAAGCUUGUGGAUUAACUCACUUUGUACAAUGCAAGAGCACAAAAUUACAGAAAGGCACAUUCAACAGCAUUAACUUUAAAAAAUUCCUCUUCUUUUUUUUUUGUUUGAAGCCAAAGCAGCUAUUAUAAGUUGGAAAACGUAAUCUAUGAGUUGAAACUACUCCUGUAUCCAUCACUGUCAACGUGCCAAACUCCCCAUUGAUUACAGUUAUCUCACUCUGUCACAUUCUCUGCAUUCAGCUCAUCUGUUCUGCACCAAAUCUCUCCGUUAACAUGCAGAAAAUCUGUGCAGCUGCCGCUUUAUUAAGUGCAAUGACGGCGUUUGCACCCGAGGCCUCUCGUUUUCUGUGUUAAACGGUUUGUUAUGCAACUCCUCGCAUUACAUAUUGGGGGAGGGGAAUACAGGCUUUGUGUUCUAAAACAGGGGAGAAUACAACAGGAGAGUGGAUCUGUUUUGAAGUUGGAAUUUGUUGCACGGUCGGUGAGUCACAAGAAAGGAAGACGCAAUCAGAAUGAACGGACAAGAGGAAUUUAAGCUCAUUUUUCUCCACUUAGUAACUUAUUUUUCCUCUCUAAAUAAUGAAAUGUCAUCUUUUUAGUCAAACAUAAAUUAAGGAUUUAUCAGGGGGAUCCUCCUAUUUUCGACUCUGAAUCUUGACCUUUGCUGUUUUUACAGUGUUUAACAAGUCUGCCUUUUUAAUAUUGUUACAAAUCGGCUCUGAAGCUGCAACAAAACAGGGAGACAACAACAGGGUAAAGAAAGGUUUUAUUGUAAUGCAAAACUAAACCGACAAGGUGCACUAAAGACUCUAAACCAAACCAAAACCAGGCUGCUGGAGCUCCAGAAGGAAGCAGCUCCUGCCAGAAAGACCACAUGCUAGAAGUGAUGGAAGCUUUGUGCAGUUUGAGCCACUUGAUCUCAGGUGUGGCUCCAUCAGCUGACGACCCUCAGCUUCUGAACGGCACACCUGGCGUCCAAGUGGAGGGUCGUCACAGUAUAAUGUCCACAGUUUGUGUCGAGUUAAAGCCUUUAUAUCAUGACCAAAACACCCCAGCUUUAGCCUGCUCUGGGUGCAAUAUUACCUCCUCUACCUGUCAGAUUCUCACACAACCAUCUGUCUAGUUUGUGGUCUUUGUUGUGGAGAUUGUUCAUUGGGCUGUUGGUGUGUAAGAAGCUGAAAUUAUGAUCGAGGAGCUUUAUCGUUUGUUUUAUCCUCUGGUGAAACGAUUGGUUUGAAGCCAUUCUAGGAUCUUCAGUAGGAAACGACCGGACUUCUCUUUUAGUUUCACUUCUCAUCCAAGAGGCUUCCUCAGUUCCGCUUGAAUCCCGUUUCAAAUAAGCACUGCUAUCCGUUAGUCUGACGGCAUCUGAACGUGUUAGCUUCAUGUUUAAACACACCCUGGUCACUUUUCAGUAAAAAAUAUCUUAUUAUCUACUAUCUUACCAUCAACACGGUGCAAAUCUGAACUGCACAAGUCACAUUAACGGCACAUCGAGUUGUUUUGAAGUGAAUUAGAGAAGACUUGUUCAGAAUUUUGUCGAGCAAUAGACACAGUUUGUUUGCCAAAUCUGCAACACACCUUUCUCUUUCCGUUACCGUCUGAAAAGUCCAUAAAAACGCAACCUUACUGUGAUUAAAACAAACACUAACAGCUUUAAGUAACAAUACUCACCAAAAAUGGAUGUAAUCUGGGAUGUAAGCAGGAGCUAAAGUUCAAUUUGUUGCUUCCGGUUGUUUGUAGGCGUUUUUUUUCCUCUGAGUUUACUAAAAUUAGAAACCUGCAGCAUCAAACGGCAGCAGGAUCCAUACAAGCGUCUCCAAAGUGACAUAGCUGGAUGUAUUUUUGCACCGGUACCUUCAUUUAAACUUUCUUCACCUCAGAUAUCUCCAUCAGAAGCAUUAAGCUCCAUCACUGCUGUUGGGAUUUUGUUUUUUUAUUCUAUUGUUGGUACAGCUGUUAAAUUAUCAUCACAGAAAGGUAUUUUCAGUGUUUAGGAAAUCAGAAAUAAACAAAGCUUUUAGUCAUUUUGGUCACAUUAAUACUCCUGCUGGUAGUUUAGUUCCAAUGUUUUAUUUAUUAGUGCAUUUUCUUGAAUUAUGCGUCACUUGAUAUCUCCGUUACUGUGGCGUCUUAUUGUAGCUGUGAGGAACAUUAACAGGAAAACAAACGACGUCUGAAUGAAUUUAUCAGAUUAAUGAAACCAGCAAAGCUAUAUAACUCGUGUCUGAUAAGGGCUUAAAACUGUCUGAUUUCAGGGACUGCAGGAUUUAUUUAACUGUAAAUCAUGCAAAAAAUAUGCCAGAAAAAUAAACAAUAAACCUUAAAUUAUGUGUGAUAUAAAUGUCUGUUUUCCACCGUUUCAUAAAUACAAGCAAUCACUGUAGCUAUCCUGCUUUUUUAAACUUUAAAAGUUCCUGUAAAGCAAUACAGCCAACAGAAGGUAGUUGAAGAUGUGUCUUUAUUUAUUGUUCCCGUCAGCUAAAUACCAUAAAUAAGAGAAGAUAAAUACCAUAUAUUCGAUCGCAGCUUUAAAAGGUCACACGUGAACGAAGGCAGAGUUGUUUUCCUGCGAGGAAACGGCUCAAACUAAAUUAAAGAUGGUUGCAGAAAGUUAAAAAAACAACAAAAAACUCAACAGGUGAUCUGCUCUGCUGAGUAAAGGGUAAAGAAUAUUAAAGUGAGGCGGCAGUGAAGGCUCAGAGGGAGUUUUAUCAUAUUGAACCAAAGUUCUGCCCCCCUGUGAGUUGUUCUGACUGGAAGAUGUCUUUGAAGUGAACUCCUCCUGACAUUCGCUCACUGUGGUGGUUCCAUUAAAUCUGCUGCAUUCAAUGUGGUAGCUUCAUUUUUAAACCUUCAGACACAAAUUUGUACUUUUACUGAUGACGACUGCUUCUGAUUGAUUUGUAACUGCUGCGUUUUUACUAUUUUUGACCAACUGCACAUAAACGGUGACUCUGGAGAGCUCGUUUGCUGGUGAGCUGCUGGUCUUCAACCUUCUCUCCGGCGGUUAUUCUGUGUAGACUAGGGUGGAGGAAACACUUUUGUUUUUUCUAGUCAACAUUAAAAGCAAACUUUUGAA